Messenger RNA from Colletotrichum gloeosporioides, 1935 nucleotides. RefSeq names its product Dimethylaniline monooxygenase [N-oxide-forming] 2. Gene Ontology annotation, molecular function: N,N-dimethylaniline monooxygenase activity; flavin adenine dinucleotide binding; NADP binding. The transcript is spliced from 3 exons. The record is from RefSeq and is a predicted model, not a curated record. Bases 1 to 1935 code for a protein of 644 amino acids. Lineage: Eukaryota; Fungi; Ascomycota; Sordariomycetes; Glomerellales; Glomerellaceae.
AUGACGACCCUCACGAACCACCGCACCCGCACCAAGGUCGCAGACCUCCCCUCUCCCAUCCCCUCCGUGCCCCCUUUCCCCUCCGAAUCAACUGUCGACGUCGCCGCCGAAGCAUCCCGUUUCCUCACAGCCCUCUCCGAUGCCGUGACCAACGCCGACUGGCCCUCCUUCGCAGACCUCUUCAUCGAAGAGUCCUGGUGGAGGGACAGCCUGACCCUCACCUUCGACAAGCGCACCAUCAUCGGCCGCGCCGCCAUCCUCCGCGCCUGGGAAUCCCUCUCCUCGACCCGGUCCCCGUCCACCUUCUCCCCCGAACCCGAGCUCAAAGGCCUCAAGCCCGCCUUCGUCAGACUCUCCCCGACCCUCGCAACCCUCGAGGUCCCCUUCGCCUUCCACUGCGCCCACCCCGCAACCUCCUGCACCGGCCUCGCCAAGCUCGUCCCCAUCACCACCACCUCCUCCUCCACAACCUUCAAGAUCUGGGGCCUGACAACCCAAGUCCACGCCCUCCUCUCCCGCCCCUUCAACCCCCUCCCACGCUCCUCCUCCUCCCUCCUCCCGUCCUCCCAGCGCGGCCGCUCCUCCGCCCAGGGCCUGCCCUCCCUCCCCCCGUCCACCAUCCUCGACGCCGUCAUCGUCGGCGGCAGCUGCAACGGCAUCGCCAACGCCAUCCGCCUCGAGAGCGCCGGCGCAGAGUGCGUCGUCCUCGACACAGAGCCCCUCGCCGGCGGCAACUGGUCCUCCGCCCGCUACGCUUCCAUCCGCCUGCACCACCCCAAGUCCAUGAUCCAACUCCCCGACUACCCCGUCCCGUCCUCCCUCCCCGAGUUCCUCUCCGGGCCGCAACUAACAUCCUACUACCGCGCCGCCGUCGAGGACCUCCGCCUCCCCUUCUUCGGCGGCGUAACCGUCACCCGCAACACCUGGUCCCCCACCACCAACCUCUGGACCGUCCACCUCACCGACACCCUCACAUCUCACACCACCACCCUCCUCGCGCGCAACCUCAUCCUCUCAACCGGCUGGAUCCUCUCCCCGUCCAACCUCAAACUGCCCGCCAUGUCGCCCCCCGCACCACCCUCCUUCCCCGGCCCCGUCCUCCACUCCACGUCCUACCACACACCCGCCCCCUUCGCCUCCAAACGCGUCCUGGUAAUCGGCUCCGGCAACUCCGCGCACGACAUCGCCGCCGACCUCGCCCUCUCCCCCCUCGUCCCCUCCGUCUCCAUCCUCCAGCGCAGCCCCACCGUCCUCCUCGACAUGCCCGCCUUCCUCCCCCUCAUCACCGCGCGCUACACCUCCCUCCCCAACGCCCCCGAGUCCGCCGACUUCGCCGAGUCCGCCCUCCCCGUCGGCGUCGCCCGCACCCUCGCCCAAUCCGCCAUCCUUUCUAUCAUGGCCCAACACUCCUCCCGCACGGAGAAGUUCGAAGAGGCGGGCUACCUCGUCAACCGCUCCCCGUGCGUCGUCUCCACGCAGCUCGAGCAGCGCGGGCGCGCGUUCUACGUCGACCAGCCGGGGACCCUGCAGCUCGUGCUCGACGGCAAGAUCGCGAUCGAGCGCGGCGAGGCGCGCGGCUUCGCGGAGGGCGGGGUCGUCGUCGUGGACAGGGACACCGGGGCGGAGCGGGUGGUUGAGGCGGACGCGGUGGUGUUCGCGACGGGGUUCGGGGACGUUGAUGUGCCGAGCAUGUGGGCGGAGAGCGGGUUCGUGGACGAGGAGACGGCGGGGAGGAUUGAGAAUGUUGGGAGGAUUGGGGUGGAUGAGGAGGGGGAGUGGGUUGGGGUUACGACCUUCUCUGGACAUCCGAAUCUGUACUUUUCUGGGGUUGGACUCAUUUUCUGUCGAGGGAUUUCGAGGUUCACUGCUAUCCAGGUCCUGGCUGAUAUCGAGGGGGUGUUUCCGGAGAGGUAUGCUCGUUCAGUCAAGGAGUAG